UCUCUCUCUCUCUCUCUGCCCCUCGCCCCACUGUUCCGUGUGCAUAGCGCCUCUGCUCCCCUCUCCACCCGCCAACCAUGUCGAUGUACAUGCCUCCCGCCUUGAUGGAGUACUUCGCUCCGAUGGGGGACCUGCCGACCCCCACGCAGUUGGAUCGGUCACCGGAAUGCCGCCGCGGCCCGGAGCUGACUCCCAUUGCUGAUGCGCUGGAGCUUUGCAAGGACAACCCGGUCCCGCCGCUCCCCGAAGGCACCCCAGUCUGGGUAAAUGCGGACACCCGUCGAGCCCUGAAGAAGAGCAUCCACGAUAGCCAGGUCAAGCAGGAGAUCGAUCGCGGCACCGAGGAGUACAAGAACCGGCCACAGGACAGCCCGGAGUACUCGUCCGACGCCUUCAAGACCCUGUUUGUUGGCCGUCUGCCCUACAGCCUCAAUGAGGCCGGCCUCUCGGGGCAUUUUGAGAAGUUUGGCCGGAUCCGGUUCUGCCGGAUUGUCCGCUGCAAGCGCACCGGGAAAUCGCGCGGCUACGGCUUCAUCGAGUUUUCCAGCAGCAGCGACCUUACUCGCGCUUUCCGCGAGGGCGACUCCAUGCACAUUCGCGCCAACAUCGAGGGCUACUACGAGCCUGGCGAGACCCCUUCGCCCGACCGGACGUGCGUCGUGGAUGUCGAGCGUGGCCGGACUGUGGCCAACUGGCUUCCCCGGCGCCUGGGUAAGGGGCUGGGCUCGACGCGCCGUGGUGCGGCCGCUGUCAACCAGAAGCAUCCGGGCCGUGAUGGCCCGCCGGAAACCCGCGCCUCUGAUCGGAGCGCCCCCGUUGUUCGCGAGCACUCUCGCGACCGGUACCGCCACGACCGCGCUGAUCGGGGUGGCUACCGUGGCGAUCGCCACCGCCGCUGAAUGCCGACACACGGCAAUACCACGCGCUUCCCCUCCCUUCUCCCCCUCCCCCCCCCCCCUGCUUUGGGGACCACCUACUCGGCGGAGAGAGGGGGAGAGGGGCGGAGGAAAGAGAUCUCCUGUUUACAGGCAGGAAACAUGCGAGACAUCAUCUGCGCUUCCUACACACCCCCCCCCCUCCCUCCUGCUCUCCCAGCACGCAGCCCUACUCGCUCACGGCUCGCCUGUAGUGGAAGAAAGGAAGAAACUACACAAAAAGACACACAUACCCAUAAUAUACACCUAUACAACACGGACCACGUCCGCG
Molecule: messenger RNA, 1206 nt
Organism: Fonticula alba
Lineage: Eukaryota; Rotosphaerida; Fonticulaceae
Exons: 3
Coding region: 78-899 (273 amino acids)
Biological process (GO): mRNA splicing, via spliceosome
Cellular component (GO): precatalytic spliceosome
Molecular function (GO): snRNA binding; mRNA binding
Source: RefSeq, a predicted model, not a curated record